UCCCGGAGCUGCACGGAGGAAGAAGUUGUCUUGGCCCGGCCUCCGCCUGCAGCACACGAGAGGAUAUCGGGUUUUACGUGGGAAGCUUCGCCUUCCACUAUGCGCUGAGGACGAGUGGUUAAAGCUGCCGGAAAAGGAAGGAGUAGCGGACAAAUUUAACAUUUUUAUCACCUUGUUGCCACGAGACGCUGCAACUCUUUGAUCCAGCCGCGCACUGGAGCGAGGGAAGCGACACCAACACCCCCAGAGAUGGUUUACCACCCUCUGGGACCUUUAAAAACACUACUGCUUCGAGCUUUUCUCUGCUAAACCCAAAUACACGAGAAGGGAGCUCUUUAUUUGAAUUCUGCUUCACCAGCAAAGGGAUUAAUUUCACCACCAUGCCGGACCUAAUCACAGUUUCGGAGUUUGUGGCAGAGACGAAUGAAGAUUAUAAAUCACCGACUGCCUCUAAUUUCACCACCAGGAUGUCCCACUGCAGGAACACAGUGGCAGCUCUGGAGGAGGCUCUGGAUGUGGAUCGCAGUGUCCUCUACAAGAUGAAGAAGUCAGUCAAGGCCAUCUACGCGUCUGGUCUUGCCCAUGUAGAGAACGAGGAGCAGUACACUCAGGCCCUGGAGAAGUUCGGUGAAAACUGCGUGUAUAGAGACGAUCCUGAUCUGGGUUCAGCCUUCCUCAAGUUCUCCGUCUUCACCAAGGAGCUCACUGCACUUUUUAAAAACCUUUUCCAAAACAUGAACAACAUCAUCACCUUCCCUCUGGACAGCUUACUGAAAGGAGACCUGAAAGGGGUCAAAGGGGAUCUAAAAAAGCCCUUCGACAAAGCCUGGAAGGACUAUGAAACCAAAGUGACCAAGAUCGAGAAGGAGAAGAAGGAGCACGCGAGGCAGCACGGGAUGAUUCGGACGGAAAUCAGCGGUGCGGAAAUCGCUGAAGAGAUGGAGAAGGAAAGAAGAUUCUUCCAGCUGCAGAUGUGCGAGUAUCUCCUCAAAGUUAACGAGAUUAAAAUCAAAAAAGGAGUGGAUCUGCUGCAGAACCUCAUCAAGUACUUCCAUGCGCAGUGCAAUUUCUUCCAAGAUGGACUAAAAGCUGUGGACAACCUGAAGCCUUCUAUAGAGAAGCUGGCCACAGAUCUGCACACGAUCAAGCAGGUGCAGGACGAGGAGAGGAAGCAGCUGACUCAAUUAAGAGAAGUCCUCAAGUCGACUCUUCAGGUGGAGCAGAAGGAGGAUCCCCAGGUGCGUCAGAGCACAACGUACAGUCUGCAUCAGCCGCAGGGCAACAAGGAGCACGGCACCGAGCGGAGCGGCUUCCUGUUUAAGAAGAGUGACGGGCUGAGAAAAGUGUGGCAGAAGAGGAAAUGCACGGCAAAAAACGGAUACCUCACCAUCUCACACGGCACAGCAAACCGACCUCCAGCUAAACUCAACCUGCUAACCUGCCAAGUGAAACACAAUCCUGAGGAGAAGCGGAGCUUUGACCUCAUCUCACAUGACAGAACGUAUCACUUCCAGGCCGAAGAUGACCAGGACUGUCAGAUUUGGAUCUCGGUGCUGCAGAACAGCAAGGAGGAGGCGUUAAAUCAGGCAUUUAAAGGGGACCAUCGUGUCGGCGAGAACAACAUUGUGCAGGAGCUGACCAAGGCCAUCCUGGGGGAAGUCAAGAGGAUGACGGGAAACGACGUGUGCUGCGACUGCGGAGCCCCCAACCCGACGUGGCUGUCCACCAACCUGGGCAUCCUCACCUGUAUUGAAUGUUCAGGGAUCCACCGGGAGCUGGGGGUCCACCACUCCCGGAUCCAGUCCCUCACUCUGGAUGUACUCAGCACCUCAGAGCUCUUGCUGGCCAAGAACGUGGGGAAUGCAGGCUUUAAUGAAAUCAUGGAGGCCUGUUUAAUUGCUGAAAAUGUUGUCAAACCCAAUCCAGCAAGUGACAUGCAGACCAGGAAAGACUUCAUCACAGCCAAAUACAUAGACAAACGUUUUGCCAAGAAAACGUAUCCUGAUGCCAUGUCCCGGCUUCACGCGCUCUGCGAGGCGGUGAAGGCUCGAGACAUCUUCUCCCUCAUCCAGGUCUACGCCGAGGGGGUGGACCUCAUGGAGCCCAUCCCGCUCGCCAACGGCCAUGAACAAGGAGAGACGGCCCUUCAUCUCGCCGUCAGGCUGGUGGAUCGAACAUCUCUUCACAUCGUCGACUUCCUCACUCAGAACAGUUUGAAUUUGGACAAGCAGACGUCCAAAGGCAGCACGGCGCUGCACUACUGCUGCCUGACGGACAACAGCGAGUGUCUGAAGCUGCUGCUGCGAGGGAAGGCGUCCAUAGAUAUCUCUAAUGAGGCCGGAGAGACGCCGCUGGAUAUCGCUCGGAGGCUCAGACACGUACAGUGUGAGGAGCUGCUGAACCAAGCGCUGGCAGGAAAAUUCAACGCCCACGUCCAUGUUGAGUACGAAUGGCGCCUGCAGCAUGAAGACCUGGAUGAGAGCGACGAAGAUCUGGAUGAGAAGCCGAGCCCCCACCGGAGAGACGAUCGCCCGGUCAGCUGUUACACCCCCGGCAGUAACUCCCACUUGCCGUCCAGCCGGGACAAGGACAAGCAGCGCCUCCACAUGCCCAACCUGGUCAACAACGAGACUUACGGCACCAUCCUGAACAGCAGCUCCCCUCAGCCGGCCACCACCUCUGCUCCUCCACUGCCCCCGAGGAACUUGGCCCAGUUAUCAGGGCUGGGAGGGAUCAGCCAGUCCUCCACCACCAGCUGGAAACCAGCUUCUUUAGACCUGACCUGCCGACAGCGAUCCUCCUCAGAUCCUCCCAACAUGCACCCACCUGUGCCCCCCAUGAGGCUCACAUCAACUGCAGGUCCUUCUCUAACAAAGAUGGAUGCCAUGAACAUGCAGUCCAAAUCUGGUCAGGGUUUGUUAGGGACCAGGUCAGCACCGCCUAAAUCUCCUUCUGGAAAUGAUAAGAGCUUCAGCCGAAGUUUCCUGAAUCGAACAGAGCCCACAGAAAGAGAAGCUAAGGAAGUACCAGGAUGCCCCCAGAACUCCACGGGUCACUCUCUGCCUCCGGCCCCCGUUCCCAGAAAGGCCUUCCCAAGACCAAAGCGGGUUAAAGCCAUUUACAACUGCAUAGCUGACAACCCCGACGAGCUGACGUUUUCUGAGGGCGAGGUGAUCGUGGUGGACGGAGAAGAGGACCAGGAGUGGUGGCUGGGCCACAUUGAAGGCGAUCCGAUGAGAAGGGGAGCAUUUCCUGUCACUUUUGUUCACUUUGUCGCCGACUGAAAGGACCGUUUGGGAGCCCAGGAAGUGGAUGUAGCGUCCCUCUUUAACUCAUCUGUUAACCACCUGCAGUCGUCCGCUUUAUUUAUCCUCUUCACGGCAGUGUCGUCACUUCGUCCAGACGUUGUCUCGUUCUCAUGGCAACAACUGCAGCAAGUCUCGAGGCCUCGUGGGGCAGCUUGUAGUUCUUAAAGUGGACUCUUUAAAGAAAUAAUGAUUGUAGUGAGAGAUCUUUGGCAAUAAAUGCACUUUUCUCGUCUUAAUCCAUCAGAAUGAAGGUCACGUGUUCAGCGUUCGUAACCCUUUUCUGUUGAUCUGAGACUGCA
This is a messenger RNA of Nematolebias whitei (Rio pearlfish), 3607 nucleotides long. RefSeq names its product ArfGAP with SH3 domain, ankyrin repeat and PH domain 2a (gene asap2a). Lineage: Eukaryota; Metazoa; Chordata; Actinopteri; Cyprinodontiformes; Rivulidae. Gene Ontology annotation, cellular component: cytoplasm. Gene Ontology annotation, biological process: positive regulation of GTPase activity. The record is from RefSeq and is a predicted model, not a curated record. Bases 381 to 3284 code for a protein of 967 amino acids. The transcript is spliced from 28 exons. Gene Ontology annotation, molecular function: GTPase activator activity; protein binding.